This is a messenger RNA of Kazachstania africana CBS 2517, 1032 nucleotides long. RefSeq names its product aldo/keto reductase. Bases 1 to 1032 code for a protein of 343 amino acids. The record is from RefSeq and is a predicted model, not a curated record. Lineage: Eukaryota; Fungi; Ascomycota; Saccharomycetes; Saccharomycetales; Saccharomycetaceae. The transcript has a single exon.
AUGUCUUUAGUCAAACAAGUCCCAUUUGGUAACACUGGUAUUAAGAUCUCCCCAAUUGUUGUUGGUUGUAUGUCCUUUGGCUCAAAGAGAUGGCAAGCGUGGAUUGAAGAUGACAGAGAGGAAGCAUUCAAAAUCUUAAAAUACUGUUACGAUCACGGUUUGCGUACGUUUGAUACUGCUGAUGUUUACAGCAACGGUGAAAGUGAGAAAUUCUUAGGUGAAUUCCUGAAAAGGUACAAUAUUAGAAGGGAAACUGUCGUUAUUUUAACUAAAGUUUACUUCCCUGUCGAUGAUGAACUACCAGAAUUUGGUGGUUUCAAAGAUCUUGCAGCCAGUGAGCAGAUGCAACUUGAUGUCACCAAUCAAAGAGGCCUCUCUCGUAAGCACAUCUUAGCAGGUGUCGCUAAAUCUGUAGAAAGACUAGGCACUUACAUUGAUGUUUUACAAUUACAUAGAUUGGACCAUGGUUUACCAAUGAAAGAAAUAAUGAGAUCCUUGAACGAUGUCGUUAUGAGCGGUAAUGUAAGGUAUAUUGGUGCUUCCACUAUGCUCGCGACCGAAUUUGUCGAAAUGCAAUAUAUUGCAGAAAAAUACAACUGGUUUCAAUUUGUUUCAUGGCAAUCUCAGUACAACCUAUUGUAUAGAGAAGAUGAGAGGGAAGUUAUCCCAUUUGCCAAAAAACACAAUAUUGCUUUGAUCCCAUGGUCCCCAAAUGCAAGAGGUAUUCUGACAAGACCCAAUGGUGUAGACUCUGAUAGAAGCUCAAUUGACCCACGUCUGCAGAAUUUACCAGAACAAGAUAAGCAAAUUAUUGACAGAGUCGAGAAAGUUGCUAGGGAUAGAGGUGUAAGCAUGGCGAUGGUUUCAACUGCUUGGGUCUUAAGCAAAGGGUGUUCGCCAAUUGUUGGUUUGAACUCUAUCGAAAGAGUUCAAGAAGCCAUUGAAGCUGUUAAUCUCAAAUUAAAUGAGGCAGAAAUUAAAUUUUUAGAAGAGCCAUAUCAUACCAAACCACUGGAACCAAUUUUUAAUUAA